AAGCAACAGAGAAUCGUCUACAACCACCACAAGCCUGCGCGCGCAAAUUAUUGACCCCGUCGUUCCUACGCAUACCCUCACACUCGCAGGACGAUAUGCCGGCCCCUUCUACGACUCUCCUCAUCGAAGGCUCGUUCGAAGAGCUUGCCGACGAACUCGCACAAUACAUCGACAACCUGAAAAAAUCCCAGGGUGACGAGAGUUCGAAUAUUCAACCCGAAGUUGCGAAGGAUUUGAAGGACAACAAGAAAGAUGAAGUAUUGAAGAAACUUGUCGUGGGCGCACAAGCCCUGAACCAGGCGCCUGAGAAAGAGUUCAUUGCAGCGUACAACCUCCUCAUCCACCUUGUUCGCCAAUCACCAAGUGUGGCCAUGUUCCUCCCUAAAAUAUGCACACAUCUUACUGCUCCUGUCACAUCCUCUCCCGCGAACGGUGGCGGCCUUGCCCUCUCAGUACUCAGUACCAUCUUCAACACUCUCCCCUCUACCAGUGACAUGCGCUUCCAUGUCCUUCUCGCUAUCGUCCGCGUAAUCCGAUCGACCUCGAACUUCGAGACCUUGCGCCCACAAUUGAAGCAGCUGGACCAAUGGUUGGAGGCUUGGAGCCUGGAAGAGGAGGAGAACCGAAAGCUCUACCUAGCAAUCAGUGAUUCGGCCGCUGAUGCCGGAGAGGACGAGCAGGCCUACGUAUAUCUCCUUCGCGCACUCAAAUCUUUCUCUUCGGAGCAAGUUUCAUCUCCCGAGGCCCGUGAAUUGUCCAUUCGCGCCCUCAAAUCGGCGCUCACCCACCCCAACCACUACGAUUUCCAAGAUCUUACCGAGCUCGACUCCAUUCAGGCGCUACGCAACUCCGAUCCCAUCUACUUCCAGCUCCUGGAGAUCUUCAACUCGGAUUUGCUUGACGACUUCAACGACUUCAAGGAUGAGCACGACGGUUGGGUUGAGGAGUCAGGACUUGAUGGUGGUGCCUUGAACAGGAAGAUGAGGCUACUCACGCUCGCUUCCAUCGCUGCUGCCACGGGCCAGACCCGCUCCCUCCCAUACGCACACAUUUCCAAGGCCCUUCAGAUCCCCUCUGAAGACGUCGAGAUGUGGGUCAUUGAUGUGAUCCGCGCCGGCCUUGUCGAGGGCAAGCUCAGCCAGCUCAACCAGACAUUCCUGAUCCACCGCUCAACAUACCGUGUCUUCGGCGAGAACCAGUGGAGAGAGGUGGCAAGCAGGUUGGAUAUGUGGCGGAACAGCCUUGCUGGUGUUCUGCAAGUGAUCACCAAUGAGAAGAUGAGGUUCGCACAGGAGAAGGAGGAUGAGCUCAAGCAGUUGGACCAGAAGAUCGAGAACGCAACGCGGGGCCAAAGAGGAGGCCGGGGAAAGCCACGGGCUCCCAUUGAUGACGAGAGGGACUAGCGUGGUUCAUUUACCCUCUUCUUUUCGUUUCCAUACAAAAUUAGGCACGGCUGGGAUGAUUGUAUGACUUCUGGGAUAAUGAAGGGUCUGCGAGCCCGUAUACACAUUCUAGAAAGCACAAUUAAGAACACUUUUGAAAAUCGAA
Messenger RNA from Aaosphaeria arxii CBS 175.79, 1548 nucleotides. RefSeq names its product eukaryotic translation initiation factor 3 subunit M. The transcript is spliced from 2 exons. Gene Ontology annotation, molecular function: translation initiation factor activity. Gene Ontology annotation, biological process: cytoplasmic translational initiation. Bases 96 to 1403 code for a protein of 435 amino acids. The record is from RefSeq and is a predicted model, not a curated record. Lineage: Eukaryota; Fungi; Ascomycota; Dothideomycetes; Pleosporales. Gene Ontology annotation, cellular component: cytoplasm; eukaryotic translation initiation factor 3 complex.